GGGAGACGAUAGGACAAAAAAAAGUGAUGAUGAUGAAUACAUUGGAAAGUUUUUUGGCCCCGGCGAGGGUGUCAGAUUGAAUGGGCUGUGCGCAUGUGCGAAGGUGUCCAAACUGACAAUGCUGGUGAGAUGAAGAUAGUGUUGUUGCUGCUUCUGGGCUCACGGUGGACGACGAGAGGAAUCUACAAGGCGACAAGAUGAGAUCCAAGGCGAGGGCGAGAAAACUGGCCAAAAAUGACAGUGAGCCAGCGGACAGCAUGUACGACACAGAGGCCGACCUCCCAGGCUUGGCGGCAGACGGCAUUUGCGCUGACAGUCCUGAAGACGACGCAGACGACGGCGUCAUCAACAUGUCUCCCCUGCCCUCGCCGACUCCAUCCCAUCCAAACAACAACCACCACCUGCUGCUGCACCCACACAUGUACAACACCCACCAUCACCUCCACAAUAACAACAGCAGCAGCAAUGACCAGGACUUCACCACGCCCAAGGAAGGCUCGCCCUACGAGGCGCCCGUCUACAUUCCCGACGACAUUCCGAUUCCCGGCGAUCUGGAGCUGCGGGAGUCUUCGGUGCCAGGUGCCGGCUUGGGCGUUUGGGCCAAGACUCGCAUCGGAGCUGGCGAGAGGUUCGGUCUGCACAGCACGGGCAAAAGCAGCUCCUUCGGAUGGGAGAUGAUGAAUGACCAAGAAGAAUCUUCUCCUGACAGCUGCGUCAAAAAGGUGGCGGACGACAUAGGCAACAUCAAGUUUUCUCUGGACACAGGCCCCGACGCCCCCAGCAACAGCUGGCUCAAGUAUGUCCGCUCCGCCCCUUCGUUUGAGGAGCAGAACCUAGCCGCCUGCCAUCUCACUGGAGACCAGAUUUAUUACAAAGCAGUCCGCGACAUAGAUGCAGGGGAGGAGCUUUUAGUUUAUAUGAAGGACGGCAUUUUUCCGGAGGGUUCCAUGGCACCCAAUUUACAAGACGAGCAGAUGUACCGCUGUGAAGACUGUGACGAGCUGUUCUCGUCAACACUCGAGUUGCGGCGACACCAGAAAUAUUCCUGUUCCAGUGCGGGCUCCAUAUUUGACAGCCUGAGAGAAGACUUCAAACAGGAGCGGGAGGACAGUGACGAACCCGUCCACGAGUGUAAAGACUGUGAGAAGAUCUUCCCAAAUGAGUACAGUCUGGGACAGCACAUGAUAGUCCACACGGAGGAGCGGGAGUACAAGUGCGACCAGUGUCCCAAAGCUUUCAACUGGAAGUCCAACCUCAUUCGUCACCAGAUGUCACAUGACAGUGGCAAGCGCUUUGAGUGUGAAAAUUGUGAUAAGGUACAGCAUACCCGGCACGUCUUCACAGAUCCCAGCAAUCUACAGCGUCACAUCCGCUCCCAACACGUGGGGGCGCGAGCUCACACUUGUCCCGAGUGUGGCAAGACCUUUGCCACCUCAUCGGGCCUCAAACAGCAUAAGCACAUCCACAGCAGUGUCAAACCUUUUAUCUGUGAGGUGUGCCACAAAUCCUACACCCAGUUCUCCAACCUCUGCCGCCACAAGCGCAUGCACGCCGACUGCCGCACUCAGAUUAAGUGUAAGGACUGUGGCCAGUUGUUCAGCACUACCUCCUCCCUAAACAAGCACCGCCGCUUCUGCGAAGGCAAAAACCAUUACGGCUCUCCAACAGGAAUGUUCAAUCCUGGCAUCCCGAUGAGCUCCAGUCCCAUUAUGGCCAAGGCCAAGUCCCACCAUCCUCACCUUCAGGGUCUGAAUCAGUCAGGUUUAGGCUUCACCGACUACUUUCCUUCCAGACCUCACCUUCAUGCUGGCUUGCCUUUCUCCCCUGGACCCCAUGGUUUUCCAUCCCUCCCACACGGUUUCCCAGGCAUCUUUCCUCCAUCAUUGUAUCCACGACCACCGCUAUUGCCAGCUAGUCCAGUGAUGAAGACCCCUCUUGGAAACAACACUCAAGAAGUCAAGCUGCCUCAGAGUCCUCUAGAUGGCGCUCCGUUGUCUUUAGUUAGCUCCACAAACAGUAAUGGAGGCAACGGUUUAAGUCUGGCUGAGGACAAAGAUAGCGAGAGUAAAAUGGAUUUGUCCUCUGGUGGAGAGGUAAAGAUUAAAUCAAAGAUUGCAGACGUUUCAGAUGGCAGUGACCUGGAAGAUGUUAACACCACAAGCGGGACAGAUUUGGACACCACGACUGGUACGGCCUCGGGUGAUGGUUCUGACCUGGAGAGUGAUGGCGAUAGUGAACGUGAGCACAAUGGCAAAAGAAGAAAGCCAUGUGUGGUCCUAUCAAACCAAGAUGUUCACCACUUAGAGGACACAAAAAGUUCAGUGAUGCCAGCUGUGUCUAAUUCAGGGAACCUCUCAAUUGACCGUCCUUUUUUGUCUCCAGUGUCAACACAGCACUCUUUCUUCCCUCCGCCAGAUGAGCAAGCACUCCCACCCACCACCACAAAUGCUAACGCAGCCACCACCGAUUCCAUCAAAGCAAUUGCUUCUAUUGCUGAGAAAUAUUUUGGUCCAGGUUUGAUAGGUCUUCAUCAAGAGAAGAAGAUGGGUCCAUUGCCCUACCACUCCAUGUUUCCCUUUCAGUUCCUACCCAAUUUCCACAACUCCCUGUACCCCUUUACCACUGAUCGAGGUGCCCUCACCUCUGGCCUGUUCUUUAAGGGAGAGCCCAAGUCGCCUCGUGAGCAGCUACAUAAGAUGGUUUCUGGUGCACUUGGAGCUCCUCUCCCUACUGGAGAAUCACCAUUUGAUCUCAGUAGGAAGCCCAAGGAGACCAAGUCAUCUCCUCCUACUCCAACUAACCUCUCAAACCCAAACACUAAUACUGGGAGUAGCAGGGGCUCUUCAUUAAUAUCUAGCGGUGAGGAACAACCAUUAGACCUCAGUAUUAACAACCGAAACCGAGGAGGUCACAAUGGUAUGGCAGCCGAAGCACAGAAUCAAAAGAACCACAUCUAUGGAGUGGGAAAAGGUGUGUCCAUCAAGGAUGAAACUCUCAGCUUUCCAAUUCCUCACUCCCAGUCAAUGCUUCAAUCCCCCAUCACGCCACACCAGCAGCCCCAGCCACACCAACCACCUCCUCUGCACUAUGCCAAACCCUCCGCCUUCUUCAUGGACCCAAUUUACAGCAGGGUGGAGAAGAGGAAGCUACUUGACCCUGUAGGAGCUCUGAAGGAAAAGUUCCUCAGGCCUUCACCACAGCUCUUCCAUCCGCAGAUGUCUGCCAUGGAGAACAUGACAGAAAAACUGGAAAGCUUUGGUGCACUAAAACUGGACAUGCCGCCCAAUUCACUGCAACAUUCAGCUCACCCACUGUUCAACUUCCGCUCACCUCCUCCUUCGCUCUCAGAUGCCAUCCUCCGCAAGGGCAAGGAGCGCUACGCCUGCAGGUACUGUGGGAAAAUCUUCCCCCGCUCGGCAAACCUCACGAGACACUUGCGAACACACACAGGCGAACAGCCUUACAGGUGUAAAUACUGUGACCGCUCAUUCAGCAUCUCGUCCAACCUGCAACGCCACGUUCGCAACAUCCACAACAAAGAGAAACCCUUCAAGUGUCAUCUUUGCAACCGCUGCUUCGGUCAGCAAACCAACCUCGACCGCCAUCUCAAGAAGCACGAGCACGAGAACAUUCCUGUGAGCCAACAGUCUGGGAUGCUUUCCAACUUAGGAACCACCAUUUCCUCGCCAAACUCCGAGCCUGACAAUCAUGCACUUUUAGAUGAGAAAGAGGACUCGUACUUCUCAGAAAUCCGAAACUUCAUCUCCAACAGUGAGAUGAACCAGGCCUCCAGCUCCACGGAUAAGAGAUCUGAACCGGCCAAUGAGAAGCACACGAGCGGCCCCAGGUUGUCCGACUCCAAGCUGUCCCUCCAGGGGCUGGAGGAGGAGGAAGAGGAAGCAGAGGGGGAUGAGGAGGAGGAAGAGGAGGGCAGCCUGACAGAAAAGUCUCACGACGAGGCCCCGGAAUCCCCGUCUCCAGUUACAACACAUGUGUAUGAGGAGGAGGAGGACGAGGAGGAGACUACUCCAUUAUCUAUGAGCUAUGAACACUCUCGCAGGCUUAUGCAAUGAUGCUGUCUCUCUCCGACAACAACCCUUUGCACACGUCCUCCCAGAACUCUCUGGACGCUUGGCUGGGCAUGGGAGGCGGACCGUCUGAGACGAGCAGCUUUCACCCGCUCAACCACAUCUAGACAAGAGAGAGAGAGAGAGAGAGAGAGAGAAACAGAGAGGAGGUUAGUGUAGUAGGAGGAGGGAGGAGAAGUACUUUGCAUAGAGACACAAGUGGAGUGGACACAAGUCGGCAUGAACGGAGAAUUCAGUCUCACAUGCAUUCAGUGUGUGUGCUUGUGUGUGUGUGUGUGUGUGUGUGAGUGAGUGAGAGAGAGAGAGAGAGAGAGAGAGAGAGAGAGACAGAGACAGACAGACAGAUAGAGGGAGGGGGUACACUCUGUAAGAAAGCACUGCUAAGCUCCUGUUGAUGUGAAGGACAUACAUGAUGAAUGCUUCUCGACAGCAUUGAAACUUUGCCGAUGGUCCCCCAAGUGCACUCAUUCUCGUCUGGCCGCAGCAGUGAGCUGACGUGACACUCUGUAGACUCUUAAAUCACUUGUAUGUCACUGUGUGUGAUGUCUGGAAGAAUACGAAAAAACGCACUGCUGCAUUACGCCUACAUGUCCACAAGGGGUGCUGUUUCUCACAAAGUGACACUUUGGGCUCCAGAUGAAACUCCUCACGGAUGAAAUGUGUCACCGACUGCAGAAUCAACGACAGCACCACACAAGAUGUGAGUGUGGAAAUGAACGAUUAACACACACAAACUGAUGUUCUAAUGUGCACAGCAAAUGGUGAUUUUAGUGUUUAUUUCCCAGCUUGAUUCUGCUGGAAAUUGUUUCAAAUCACAAAUGGAAAUAUAUCAUUUCAUGUCACUCUUAAUAUCAUUUGCUUACUUUCCUCUUAGCUAUCACAGUAUUGUUUUGUUGAAGGCACCACCGUGCUAAAUUAUUAAUAUAAUUAUUUUAGAGAAGGACCAAAAUUGUAUGAUAAUGUGACAUGGUGUACAAAAUAACGUAGAUGUUCAUAGUGAGGGUGACACGUGCCAAAUAACCCAUAGAAAAUGUUUUGUUCUCUGACAAUCAUUUCAUUUCCAUUUGCUCCAAUAUAUUUGAUUUCAGAUGUGUGUGUGUGUAUGUAUUUAUUUUUUGCUUGUUCACUCAUUCUGUAUGGGGUGGCGGGUGUGAGAAUAAGGAAAAGUCCUUUCUCUUCUUUUUUUCCUUUUGUUGCUGAAGGAAUAAACACCGGUGAGAGAUUGAGAAUCUCCAGUUUUGGUGUGCCAUAAUGGAAAGAAUCCAUGAAAUGUUGUUUUUAUUUAUAGUGGAAGAUAGUUGUAGUUUUAGUGGCACUGUAAUGUCCUGCCGUGUUUAGUUUUCCUCUGGCAUCUGUCCCAUUUCACCCGGUAUAAGUAUUAUUAGGGGGGAAGCCUUCACCAUCAAUGUCACAUUGUCACAAAAUGACAUUAUUAUAAUAAUUACACUACCACACAGUAUAUGAGUAGAAUCUGGCAGGAUUCGAUCAUAAUGUGUAAAUGUAGCCCAAAAGGCCUGAACCAUUUGUACAGCCAAAUUGGGGGGUGAGGACUCAUGAAACCAAAAGAAUCCUGUAAAGUACAUUUACUGCUACGAUGGGCAUUAGAAUUUACUGCUGGUUGGUCCUUCAUGCAUAAAAAUUGUCUUGGAAUCAAUGGUGACCAGACUUUUCUUCUCGUGGCAUCAAACUCAUUCCAUGUAGUCUACGAAGUAGCAGGAGGGCAAGAUUUCUUUUGGAGUGUAGAUAGCUGUAGAUAGACAUCUCGGGAGGGGUUACUCGUAUCCUCCCUGUGUACUGAGAACUUGGCCUGAUGCUGUAUUUUUCAAGCUAGCACUUAAUGAAACCACAUGGGUCCAAGCCAUACUUUGAUCAGGCUUAGGUCUCGACAACUUACAACUCGACGACAAGACGGAAGGAACACUGUACUUUUCUUUGGCUACACGAGGACUGCUGCAUCAUCUCAUUUUGCUCAAGACACAAAUCUCUCUCUUGUUUGAUGAAUCUAUUCAUUACUUAUCUUUAUGAAAUGUAAAGAUGUGGGUCGUCUCUAUGUAGUGAUUCAUGUCAUGUCAUGGACUACUGUAAUAAGAAUGUGCUGUGUAAAGGCAUUGAAGGCAUUGAAGCAUUCCAUUGUGCCCACUUCAGAAAGUAUUCUGGCAGAUGGUCGUCAAGAUAUUAGAACAUGGUUGCUGUUUCCCCCGCUCACUGUUACAGGAGACAAAAAAAAAAAAAAUAGAUAUUGUUUCUUAUUAAAUGUAUAGUAUUUUAAAGAUGGAAAAAUAAUGGUGCAUUUGUCCGAAGGAAGAAAAAAAAUAAUGGGAAAAUAUGGGUUUAAAUGGAUGGUGCUUGUUUUGUUUGGAUCUGAGUUGUAUAUCGCCUAUGUUAUGUUGAUUGAAAACAACAAAAAAAAAAAAAAAAAAAAAAAAAAAAAAAAAGGAUACUGUGCAUGACGUGUUUAGCGGUCAUAAUUAUGUCCAUUUGUGAAUUGUGUAUCAAAUCAAAAAAAAAAGAAGAAAAAAAAUGAAAUCCGUAGAUGCACUUAUUGUAAAUGUGGGUAGGUUUAGCAGGUUUGACUUCCAAGUUCUUGACUGCCUUACUCGUAGGGGCAGGUGGCUCUUACAGACAUAAAGGAAGACUUGUGGGAGAAUACUUAAUGAAAAAAACAAUAAAGGAUUGUAGAAUAAAAUUGAACAAUUCUGAAAUUGCAGUUCUUUUGAUGCUUGUGAUCAUUGAAGAUAUACUUUAGAGAAAUUUCAUUGAAAAGACAUGACUGAUGUUAAUUCUGUAGAAUAGCAAUGUAUACCAAAUGUAAUCUUUCCAAUGCUAUGAAGAAUUUAUACAUGAAAUUGAUAUGCAAUAAAACCUGU
This is a messenger RNA of Phycodurus eques (leafy seadragon), 6955 nucleotides long. RefSeq names its product PR domain containing 16 (gene prdm16). Gene Ontology annotation, cellular component: nucleus. Gene Ontology annotation, biological process: regulation of transcription by RNA polymerase II. NCBI's taxonomy places the organism in Eukaryota, Metazoa, Chordata, Actinopteri, Syngnathiformes, Syngnathidae. Gene Ontology annotation, molecular function: RNA polymerase II cis-regulatory region sequence-specific DNA binding; protein binding; DNA-binding transcription activator activity, RNA polymerase II-specific. The transcript has 16 exons. The record is from RefSeq and is a predicted model, not a curated record. The coding region runs from base 198 to 4073 and encodes 1291 amino acids.